AAUAAUAAACAUUUGAUUUUCCACUUAAAUCGCCGGUAAACAUUGUUUUCCUUAUUGUAUAUUUUUUUUUUAAAAUAGUUGAAUAUACUAAAUCUUGCAACAUGGAUGAUCAGGCCUGUCCACGUUGUAAAACAACAAAGUAUCGCAAUCCAUCCUUAAAGUUGAUGGUAAAUGUAUGCGGGCAUACAUUAUGUGAAUCAUGUGUAGAUCUUCUAUUCUUAAAAGGUUCCGGCUCAUGUCCAGAAUGUAUGGUACCGCUAAGGCGUAAUAAUUUUCGCAUACAACUCUUUGAGGAUCCCAUGGUCGAAAAAGAAGUGGACAUACGAAAACGUAUUCUACGAGACUACAAUAAAAAAGAGGAGGAUUUCAAUUCGCUACAAGAAUACAAUGAUUAUUUAGAGGAAAUUGAGUCCAUCAUAUACAAUCUUUGCAACAACAUUGAUAUAAUUGGUACAAACAAACGCAUAGAACAAUAUAAAAAAGAAAAUCGUGAUAUAAUACAACGUAAUAAAACACGAAUGGGACGUGAGGAAUAUGAACUGGAAGAAAUGCUGGAAUUAGAAAAGGCUCAGGAGGAAGCCAGACGGCAAGAAUUGCUAGACCUUGAAGCAGAACAAAAGAAAAAGAAGGCACGUGAGAAGGAGGCUUUGAUCGAUGAAUUAAUGUGUAGUGGAAAGAAUGCUUCUGCUAUUGUUAGUGAAUUUGCAGAAAAAGUCGAAAAAUUACGUGAAGAAGAAAAACAGUUACCUCCACCAAAGCCAGCUUCACAAUUUUCAUCUGGUAUUAAAUUUGGCCGUUCUGCUGAUCAUCAAUUUUUGCCAGUUCCCAAAGUUGAAGAGGGUCCCUUAUAUGUACAUGAAACUCCACUACUCUAUAUGGAAGGUCCACCUUGUCCAGCUGUAUAUGAAAUUGAAAACAAAGGCUAUAUGUCUCAUGUUAGAGCAGAAACUUCCGUUGAACGAGCAGGUGGCUAUAGAGCGACAUAUGCUUGUCAACGAGCAUUGCUCGAAGCAAUGCAGGGAUUGUUUCAUGGUUCCAUUACAUACUAGAGUUUAAGUUUUCUAAAAACCGUCAUAUUUCGGUUUUAAAAUAUGAAAUUAAAUUUUGUGUUUUUCAACUUUUGAAUAAAGGAUGUUUUCUUUAAAUUGAA
Molecule: messenger RNA, 1150 nt
Organism: Lucilia cuprina (Australian sheep blowfly)
Lineage: Eukaryota; Metazoa; Arthropoda; Insecta; Diptera; Calliphoridae
Gene: Mat1
Product: CDK-activating kinase assembly factor MAT1
Exons: 1
Coding region: 102-1049 (315 amino acids)
Biological process (GO): nucleotide-excision repair; positive regulation of cyclin-dependent protein serine/threonine kinase activity; regulation of transcription by RNA polymerase II
Cellular component (GO): transcription factor TFIIH holo complex
Molecular function (GO): cyclin-dependent protein serine/threonine kinase activator activity
Source: RefSeq, a predicted model, not a curated record